Molecule: messenger RNA, 4632 nt
Organism: Gorilla gorilla gorilla (western lowland gorilla)
Lineage: Eukaryota; Metazoa; Chordata; Mammalia; Primates; Hominidae
Gene: CTSK
Product: cathepsin K
Exons: 8
Coding region: 3073-4062 (329 amino acids)
Biological process (GO): proteolysis
Molecular function (GO): cysteine-type peptidase activity
Source: RefSeq, a predicted model, not a curated record
GAAUAUUUAAAUAAACGUCUUUGCUGCGCUUGCAUCCAUGCCCAGCCAAUAUACAACUGUAAAGCAAAUAUAGAAAGUCGGCUGUUGAUAUGAUUGUCUGUUAUCGAACACAUUCAGUGAUAAAGCUGGGUUACUCCUGCUUUUGGUGCUCUCACCUUAUCUGGAAGAUCUGCAAACAUUACCUAAAUAGGCUGGCAAGAUAAACCCUUUCUGGAACCCGAGACUUGGCCAUAAAGAUAAUGCUGCAUUUUUCUGUCAGAAUCACAUAUGAUGUGUGUUCUGUAGAGGUUAUUUCUGCAUGGAAACUCAACUUCUUGGAUUAGCCGUCCCAGUGAAAAUCCUCAUUGUUGGAGUGUAAACCAAAUACGAAGCCCUCUUGCAAAGUAGCCUCUUUCAUCCCAUACUCAAAAUACCCAGUUUAGCAAGCAACUGAGAUUUAAGUCUCUCUGGCCCUAAGAGGUUUUUCCUCUUUGCUCCCUCCAAUCUUGAGAUUGGGUUUUGCUUUAGAGUGCACGUAUCAUAAUUCCGUAUGAUAGAUGGGGCCUGGACACCCAUCUCAACAGGGUCACUUGGUAAUUAACAAUAGCCAUAUAAAUGCAGAUACAGGUUACUACCCAGCCUUUACCUUCCUCAGGUAACAGUCGUAGAUACCAGCUUUUUUUUUUUUUAAUUGGCUUUGGCCAGUAGCUAAAGUGCAAGACUGAAUUAAUGAGAAGAUAUAUUAAAUGUAGUCAUAGGGGACUGAGGAGCAAGGAUGGCCUUGAAGAGGCCAAAGGAAUGUCCGUUUGCUGAGUUUCCCUUCCUUAUGUCUCCAGUCUGGUGCCAGGUAGUGGAGUAAAAAAGGAGACAGUUUAUUUUUUUAUUCUAUGUGCACACUUACAGUAUACAUAUAUAUUUAUAUCACAAUUUACGAAACCAAAAAGUUGAGUUUCCAAUGGAACCCUUGUUUUUUAAUAAUCGACUUUUUAAAUGUGAUCAGGACUAUAAUAUUGUACAGUUAUUAUAGGGCUUUUGGGGAAGGGGAGGAUAGUGAGAAGAUGCUCUGGGGGUUUUGUUUUUGCUUUUCCUUCAGGGUUUUAUUUUUGAUUGUUUUGUUUUCUUGUUGGCCAUUUCUGUAUUGCUGGCAUCUGUGCUAAGCUUUACAGUGGCAAAAAUAAUGACAUGUAGCAAAGAUUUUCAAACAAAAUAUUUUUUCCUUUUGUAAAAUUUCUUGUGUUGUGUGAUCUUGAUUGCGGCUUUAUCAUUCCUUUCCAGUUCAUAAACAACAGGCACCCACAACUAGAGGAAUCUAUAGUUUAAGCUCCAGACAUACAAACAUAAGGCACAUUGUGUCUUUAAUUUCAGGAAUCAGAAAUCAUAGGGUUCUGAUCACAUUGCACGCCUCCCCCCCACUUGUCCUCCUGAUCCUGACACAUUCUGAGUAACAUCAGCAGGAAUGCUCUGACCAUGAGGUGGGGGUUUUGGGGUGGGCGUUGCCCGGGUUCUUGGGAGAGAGGGGAAGAGUUGGGACUUGAAAACCACUAGGGCACAUCUGGAUGCCUUCCCCCAGUAUGUCCUUUUCUGGAUUAAAAUGAGUGAAAUUUAAACUGUUCAAGUCUGGACCUGGUUUCCCUCUAGGAGACUAUGUUGGUUCAUUAGCAACUUUUUUUUUUUUUUUUUUUUUUUUUUUUGUGAGAGAUGGAGUCUCGCUCUGUUACCCAGGCUGGAGUUCAGUGGCACGAUCUUGGCUCACUGCAACCUCUGCCCCUUGGGUUCAAGCAAUUCUCCUGCCUCAGCUUCCCAAGUAGCUGGCACUACAGGUGUGUGCCACCAUGCCCAGCUAAUUUUUGUGUUUUUUUUUUUUUAGUAGAGAUGGGGUUUCACUAUAUGUUGGCCAGGCUAGUCUCGAACUCCUGACCUUAGGUGAUCCACAUGCUUUGGCCUCCCAAAGGCCUGGGAUUACAGGUGUGAACCACCGUGCCUAGCCUAUUAGCAGCUCUUAAAAUCCAGAGGCAUAAGCCUGUAUUUUUGAGGGUUUAUGCAUGGAAUCCAGCUAGAAACUGAGUCUAUUACAGAUCCCAUUUAUUAUCCUUUCUAUUCCAAGAAGCCUUUUUUUCUCCUUCCCCACAUCUGUUUAUGGAAGAAAAUGAAGUUUGGGGUGUGGUUUGAGGACUCAGCUAGAUUCUUAUGAUCUGUCACAUGCUUGGAUGUUGGGGAAGCAUUUGGAGAAGCUCAUGUGACUUGUCCUAGAUUGGGGAUUUUAAUUGAGACAGAUGAUGUUUAUCGGGCAUCCCACCACCUGAGAGUUUUAGCAACAGAGUCACAUGUGAGUCCAUCAGAACUUAACGGCAUUGAUUCAAGUGCUGUCAUAAAUAACCAGGACUGCUGUUUUUGGUUACUUUUAAAGACAGUUUCAUCUGGACUUUCUGGGCAUAUCCUCCUUCAGCAAAACCACAUUAGGCUGGGAAAACUAUUCUGCCUGGAAGUAAUGACAACUUGCAACCAACAAGCUUAUAAAAAUACAAAGAAUUCUGGAGCCUAUGGCUUCCAUUACAUUGUUCUUUUAUAGCCUUUCAUGUUCAUUACCGCAUCCCAGAGGUGAGAGUCAGACACAAAUUUGAAAAUAGGUUUCAAUGUUGGAGAGGUAAAUCCUAACAAGAAAGGGGUAGGAAAAGAUAUAAUCCCCCAAUAUUAAAAUAAAGAUAUUGAAGAAGAAGGAUGGGAGAGACUAGGGCUGUGUCCUUCCUUUUACUCACCAAAAGAGAAAGUAAGCUCCUAUUUGAGUCAAUAGAUAUUGAGGUCUUGUUAUUUGCCACCAAAGACAGUCUUGUGAGACUAAAUACCUAGUAAUUCCCUACCCUGGCACACAUGCCGCAUACACACAGAAACACUGCAAAUCCACUGCCUCCUUCCCUCCUCCCUACCCUUCCUUCUCUCAGCAUUUCUAUCCCCGCCUCCUCCUCUUACCCAAAUUUUCCAGCCGACCACUGGAGCUGACUUCCGCAAUCCCGAUGGAAUAAAUCUAGCACCCCUGAUGGUGUGCCCACACUUUGCUGCCGAAACGAAGCCAGACAACAGAUUUCCAUCAGCAGGAUGUGGGGGCUCAAGGUUCUGCUGCUACCUGUGGUGAGCUUUGCUCUGUACCCUGAGGAGAUACUGGACACCCACUGGGAGCUAUGGAAGAAGACCCACAGGAAGCAAUAUAACAACAAGGUGGAUGAAAUCUCUCGGCGUUUAAUUUGGGAAAAAAACCUGAAGUAUAUUUCCAUCCAUAACCUUGAGGCUUCUCUUGGCGUCCAUACAUAUGAACUGGCUAUGAACCACUUGGGGGACAUGACCAGUGAAGAGGUGGUUCAGAAGAUGACUGGACUCAAAGUACCCCUGUCUCAUUCCCGCAGUAAUGACACCCUUUAUAUCCCAGACUGGGAAGGUAGAGCCCCAGACUCUGUCGACUAUCGAAAGAAAGGAUAUGUUACUCCUGUCAAAAAUCAGGGUCAGUGUGGUUCCUGUUGGGCUUUUAGCUCUGUGGGUGCCCUGGAGGGCCAACUCAAGAAGAAAACUGGCAAACUCUUAAAUCUGAGUCCCCAGAACCUAGUGGAUUGUGUGUCUGAGAAUGAUGGCUGUGGAGGGGGCUACAUGACCAAUGCCUUCCAAUAUGUGCAGAAGAACCGGGGUAUUGACUCUGAAGAUGCCUACCCAUAUGUGGGACAGGAGGAGAGUUGUAUGUACAACCCAACAGGCAAGGCAGCUAAAUGCAGAGGGUACAGAGAGAUCCCCGAGGGGAAUGAGAAAGCCCUGAAGAGGGCAGUGGCCCGAGUGGGACCUGUCUCUGUGGCCAUUGAUGCAAGCCUGACCUCCUUCCAGUUUUACAGCAAAGGUGUGUAUUAUGAUGAAAGCUGCAAUAGCGAUAAUCUGAACCAUGCGGUUUUGGCAGUGGGAUAUGGAAUCCAGAAGGGAAACAAGCACUGGAUAAUUAAAAACAGCUGGGGAGAAAACUGGGGAAACAAAGGAUAUAUCCUCAUGGCUCGAAAUAAGAACAACGCCUGUGGCAUUGCCAACCUGGCCAGCUUCCCCAAGAUGUGACUCCGGCCAGCCAAAUCCAUCCUGCUCUUCCAUUUCUUCCACAAUGGUGCAGUGUAACGAUGCACUUUGGAAGGGAGUUGGUGUGCUAUUUUUGAAGCAGAUGUGGUGAUACUGAGAUUGUCUGUUCAGUUUCCCCAUUUGUUUGUGCUUCAAAUGAUCCUUCCUACUUUGCUUCUCUCCACCCAUGACCUUUUUCACUGUGGCCAUCAGGACUUUCCCUGACAGCUGUGUAUCCUUAGGCUAAGAGAUGUGACUACAGCCUGCCCCUGACUGUGUUGUCCCAGGGCUGAUGCUGUACAGGUACAGGCUGGAGAUUUUCACAUAGGUUAGAUUCUCAUUCACGGGACUAGUUAGCUUUAAGCACCUAGAGGACUAGGGUAACGUGACUUCUCACUUCCUAAGUUCCCUUCUAUAUCCUCAAGGUAGAAAUGUCUAUGUUUUCUACUCCAAUUCAUAAAUCUAUUCAUAAGUCUUUGGUACAAGUUUACAUGAUAAAAAGAAAUGUGAUUUGUCCUCCCUUCUUUGCACUUUUGAAAUAAAGUAUUUAUCUCUUGUCUACAGUUUAAUAAA